GACCUGGAUGGUUCUUCUACGGAAGUGACGCAUGUGAAUGCGGAAGAAAACUUUGAGCUCCUGUCGGCAUGGAAGAAAGUAGCGAUCGAACUAGCCUCUCACAGGUCCGUCGGGUCAUCCUGGUGCUGUCGGGUAAAGGAGGUGUCGGCAAAAGCACCAUCACUACAGAACUCGCAUUGGCAUUCCGACACGCCGGUAAAAAGGUGGGCAUUCUGGAUGUGGAUCUAUGUGGGCCCAGUAUUCCCCGCAUGCUGCGAGUGUGUCGGCCGGAGGUGCACCAGUGUGAGUCGGGUUGGGUGCCCGUGUAUGCAGACCCCCAGCAGAACCUUGCGCUCAUGUCCAUCGGCUUCCUGUUGGAACACCCAGAUGAGGCUGUGGUGUGGAGGGGUCCCAAGAAAACAGCUCUAAUAGGUCAAUUUGUGAGUGAUGUGGCAUGGGGUGAACUGGACGUCCUCCUGGUAGACACGCCUCCCGGAACAUCAGACGAGCAUCUGUCCGUGCUGGAGAAUCUCCGCAAGCACGGUCGAGUGGACGGUGCGGUGCUGGUCACCACUCCACAGGCGGUGUCCACUGGUGAUGUUCGGCGAGAGAUUACCUUCUGUAAGAAGACGGGCGUACGCAUCCUCGGGCUCAUUGAGAACAUGAGUGGCUUUGUGUGUCCACACUGCUCUGAAUGCAGUAACGUCUUUUCCAAAGGUGGGGGAGAGGAACUGGCCAAGUUGACAGGAUCAGAGUUUCUGGGCUCUGUGCCACUAGACCCUCUGCUGACGCGCAGUCUAGAGGAGGGGGAGGACUUCCUGCAGGCGUUUCCUAAGAGCGCCACCUUCAGUGCCAUCAACACCAUUGCCAACACCCUGCAGAGCAGGCUGGAGGAUGACUGACCACACAUUCACAUAUGUGAUGCAGUCUAAAACUCUUCACAUGGUGCACACGAAAAUCAUAAUUUUUUUUUCGGGUGAAAUUUCACCAAUUUAAGAUUCUGAUACCAUCCUAGCAACAUUCUGGACACAAAUACCAUCCAACAACAAAUCUAGGAUGUUGUUAGAUGGUAUCAGAAUCAUACGUUGGUAAAAUUGCACCAUGUGCACCAUGUUUCCCAGAUCACAUCACAUAUAGAAGCCUGCGCUGUAGUUAGAUGCUUGCAUAAAUAAUUUCUAUAUUAUGUGUAUUGUUACUCUGCUUAAACUUGAAUAUUAAAAAUAAAAUGAUUUUGUAACUUA
Molecule: messenger RNA, 1220 nt
Organism: Sardina pilchardus (European sardine)
Lineage: Eukaryota; Metazoa; Chordata; Actinopteri; Clupeiformes; Clupeidae
Gene: nubp2
Product: nucleotide binding protein 2 (MinD homolog, E. coli)
Exons: 7
Coding region: 69-881 (270 amino acids)
Biological process (GO): iron-sulfur cluster assembly
Cellular component (GO): cytosol
Molecular function (GO): ATP-dependent FeS chaperone activity; ATP binding; 4 iron, 4 sulfur cluster binding
Source: RefSeq, a predicted model, not a curated record